Molecule: messenger RNA, 3777 nt
Organism: Amphiprion ocellaris (clown anemonefish)
Lineage: Eukaryota; Metazoa; Chordata; Actinopteri; Pomacentridae
Gene: r3hcc1
Product: R3H domain and coiled-coil containing 1
Exons: 13
Coding region: 174-1421 (415 amino acids)
Molecular function (GO): nucleic acid binding
Source: RefSeq, a predicted model, not a curated record
ACAACAUCAACAACAGAAAUAUCUGUUUCCGGAGGCUAGCUGCUGUUUGCUAGCUGCUGAAGCACUGCUGGCGGUGACUUUAACUAUGUUUACCUGCGACACUCCGUCCACAACAUUUCGCUGAAGCCUCAACCUCAACGCACCAGCUCUUCUCUAUCCACCCUGGCGCCAACAUGUAUUCUCCGAUGGAAGAGUGUAAAUUCGUGCAUUGUGUCAAGGAUGAGCUGUGGGCAUACAGAGAGAAGAGCAACCGAAAGAGUGUGCUUCUGUUUCCCCCUUUACCCAGCAGACUGCGAUACCUGAUUCACAAGACCACAGAGGACCUGCCAGACCUCAGCACCUUCUCUGUAGGGGAGAGCUGGUGCCGUAGGGUGGUGGUUUGCCACUCUGAGCUCAGGGGUGAGGUUGAGGACGACAGCAACUUGGAGAGCAACAGCAGCUUGAGUGAAGAGCCUGUAAGUAGCAGUGGGGAGGCGGUUGGUAAUAUCAAGCCUAAACAUUCAAUUCCAACACGAAGCCGAAGACCUAAGAGGCCGGAUAAGGCCCUCUACGUGCCACGAGCUGCUCGGGGGAGACUGUCUUCACAAAACUCGCAAGGACCCACGGCUUGUCAUAGCGGUAGCUCUAUUAGCAGUUCAUCGGACUCUUGUUCCUGCCCUGAAAGUAAAGAAAAUGGAAAGAGUGACUCCACUACCAGACCGGGAUCAUUCUCCAGUGUAGCAGACAGUGUUCUUGACCCUUCCUCAGACAGUUCAGUGCCGUGUACUCAGGAGGAGAAACAAAACUUGGAGCUGAGGCUACAUGACGGUGAGGCCGUUGUCUGGGACAAGAUUCAGUCGCACUUCAGUAACAUGACUGUAAAGGACGAGGAAGAUGUUGAUAUUGUGGCAAACAGUCCUCUGACAGAAGACACAAGCACAGACACAGAUGAUCUUACUGAAGAGAUUAAGGCACAUCUAAAAGAGGCGGUUCCUGUUUCCAUUGAGCAUGUCCAGAAUGACUACUCUUGUUAUGAGAUGAUGCAUUUUAACUUGGAUGGCUUUCGCCAUGUGAUUGAGAUUUAUGACUUCCCAGCUGUGUUGAAGACAGAUGACCUUCUCGAUGCUUUUGUAGAGUACAGCGAUGGUGGAAUGAAGAUCCAGUGGGUGGACAAUACACAUGCUCUAGGCGUUUUCCCCAGUGAGUCGGCAGACAUGUUUAUUGUGUCAUGUACAGCACUCCGUGCCCUCUCCAUCUGCCACCCACUGCUGAAGACACGAACACUGGCUAAAGGAAGUAAAAAGGCCAAAGGCAAGGCCAUCAGAUCAGCAGAGUUUAUCCAGCCAGUGAAGGAACGGCCAAGGACGGACUGUGCUGUUGCCAGGCGGAUGGUCACCAGAGCCUUGGGCAAACAGGGACGAGGGAGAGUGCAGCGAUAUUAAAGAAAAAUGCUAGUGCUGUUAGCAGAUACUGCAGAAAGGUCCAGCAGUGGCCACAGUGGCCAUAAACGACUGAUUAUGAAGAGUACAGCUGCUGUCCAGCACUAUGUGUCCUCUUCACUGAAAAAGGCAGCCGUCAACAUCCACCCUGCUGAAGUGUCUUUGAGCAAGACACAACAAUUAACCUCAGAGCUGCUGUCCCAUAGCUGAACCUGUUCCCUUUGGACGUUACUGUUGUGGUUCCUGUUGCUCACUGUUAGCAUCACACAUUAAAGAAACAAUAAGACCCAGGAGUGAUGUGCCGCCCGGGGUCUGAAGUCUGACUGGCCGUUGUUGUGGAUCUGGGAGGAGAAGCGGAGAAGGCGGCGGUAGGAAGUAGAGUCGGCUUUGUCAGCGCUGCUGGACAGACAGUGCUCCUCCUGGGCACACUGCAGGACGUACAUGGGUCUAUCCUCCAGAAGCGGUGACUCACUCUUUUGUGGAAGCCCAUGGCAGGAACAUUACACCUGACUGCUGCGUCUUCCUCAUGGCUGCAGCCCAGAGCGUCACGGUUGAAGUAGCAAUCAGUCAGCGACUUCUCAAAGCCAGAACACAGCACCUCGUUCAUGUGGACCGGCCCGAUUCCUACAGGUGGACAUCAGAUCUGUCUCCACUUGCCUCCAUCUUUCACCUCCAGAAAGCCCUCAGUGAUGGGAAUCCUUUUCCUGUGAGAGUACGUGGCCCUGAUCCUCACAUCCUCCACCUGCACCGUCAUACCCUGACAGACAGAACAGAGGACAUAUUUAAUCGCUGUUUCCCAGGUUUCCCAGAGACUAUGGGUUGAGGAGGAAUUGGAAGUUUGUCGGCUUAGACCUGGUGUCAUUCCAUCAGUGUUAAACUUCCCAGCUCAUCUUGGAAGAGUACGUGCCAGAAAGACCACGACCAAGCAGCCUUGAGAUCUUAGGCAGCGUCUCCCUGAGGUGGGUGUCGACGGUGUUCACGGUCAGGUCUGUGGUAAUCCCGUCAAAAAACAAAACAGAAAAAAAUCUAGAUUAUAAAUCAACAUGUAACCAAAGCACUCUGUGUAUGACGCCAUAGUAUAGGAUGUAGUUCAGAAAAUGUCAAAGUAUAGUAUGCUUUACUCAAGAAUAACAUAGUAUGGCCUGUAGUUCAUAGUAUAGCAUGUUGGCAAGAAAAAAAACAACAUAGAUUUUUAUGUGGUUCAAAAAGUGCAAAAUGAUAGGAUGUUGCCUGAAAUUGUCAUGUAUGAUAUGUGGUUCAAAAAAUGUCAUAGUGCAGUAUAUUGUCAAAAUAGUAUGUAAUUCAAGAAAACAUCAGAGUAUAAUAUGUCAUCUAAAAAAUGCCAUAGAAUAAUAAUUUCAUUGCACAAGUAAAAGUAUAGUAACUUUUAAAACUGUUCGAAUUCUUAUAUGUUGCUAAAAAAACUAAAACAAAAAAAACGUCAGUAAUAUGUCAAUUAAAAAAGCCUAUAGUAUAGCGUGUCGCCCAACAAACAUCAUAGUAUAGCAUGUCGCUCUAAAAUGUCACAGUAUAGCCUUUAGUCCACAGCUGUCAGUCCAAACGCUGGUUUCCAGAGGGUCAGACGAGAAUUUAUUUGAAAGAGUAAGUUUACAACAACACAACGUGAGGGGGUUAAAAACAAAUGGGUGUUAGUAAAAUAAAAUAAAUAAACAGAACUAAAAGUGAACUUCAUGUUGACAUUGAUGGGCAUUCCAACCAGGAACAAAGUAAAAGAUAAUCAAUACAAAAAAAACCCUCUUCCUGUUCACCUCUUAAAACCCCAAAACACACCGCAGUAGCACCCUAAACUAAAACUACCAAUGGGUUCCCUGUUUUCCUUUCUGAACAAUUCAAAGGUCCCUCUCUAUCUCCCCACACAUCCACCAACCACUGGAACACAUCUCCAAAGUUCUGCCGGGCCAGCUCAGCUUCCCCUCAGAAGAAGUGCCGCCACCUGCCAGAUGAAGGAGCCUUUUGAGAGGCAGCUGGCAUCGUGAUUGGACUGUACUUUGGUCUGUUCCAAUCCAGCUUCAGCUCCAGAGACGGCAGGCGGGACGAGUCAACGGAGGCCGGGUGGACGAAGGCAUGAAGCUGAGUACAAUCCAGAAAACAACAGAGGAGGAGUGCAGCAGCCCAGGGCCAGAACAACCAGAGUAGCAUCGUAUGUCUCUUAGAAAACAUCAUAGUACAGCCUUUGGUAUGAAAAAACGCCAUCAUAUACAUCGUAGAUUGUACAAAUAACAAGUCAAAGGAAAGAGACAUACAUUGUAGAAUUGUAGUAAUUGUGGGCUGACUGAUUUACUGAUUAUCAGUAUUUUAUUUUUUACUGAUUUACGGUAAUAAAUACAUUUAAAAAUGG